Messenger RNA from Ixodes scapularis (black-legged tick), 3377 nucleotides. Its product is annotated as CD9 antigen. Gene Ontology annotation, cellular component: membrane. Lineage: Eukaryota; Metazoa; Arthropoda; Arachnida; Ixodida; Ixodidae. Bases 350 to 1201 code for a protein of 283 amino acids. The transcript has 7 exons. The record is from RefSeq and is a predicted model, not a curated record.
ACGUGACGGGCUACCAUAACAGUCGCAGAUGGUCGGUCGAUGUGUGUAGGUCUCUUCUACGGGUACCGUUAGGAAGUCUGUCGAACGCGUGGAUUAUCUUCUGCUAGCCGCUGAUUUCGUCUUUGAAUGCGUGCUGCUUUCAUGUAGCCCUGUGCGGGUGUGGUAGUUUUCGCAGGAUGAGCGAGUGAGUGUUUGCCCCGCGAGCGAGGAACAUCGAAGUGUUGCUUCCACGAGCGCUGCGAAGCGAGCGGCAGGGCAGGCAGUGCGUGCGCUGGCGGCGAUAUUUCCUCGCGCGCUGGUCUUCAUGGCUCCGCCGAUUUAGGCGCUGAGGGGGUCUGUGGAUUAAAUUAUGGGGUUUAGGCCGUGCGAGUGUGUCCGGACGAAAUGGAAGCAGUGGGCGCUGGCUGGCACGCUGGCGCACUGCAUUUUCUUCGCAACUGCAUUCGUCCUGGCGGGCAUAGCAGUGGUGGUGGUCUCGGUGAUGCUGCUGCUGGACAGCAGCAAGUACCUGGCCAACGAGGGAGAGGAUAGCCAGAUGUACUACUCCAUCAUCUACAUCCUGCUAGGGGCGGGCUCCUUCAUGGCCAUCGUGGGCUUCCUCGGCUGCUGUGGGGCCCUCAGGGAGAGCCCCUGCAUGCUGUGCACUUUCUUCGUGUUCCUCGUGGUCAUCAUUGCCGCCGAAGUCACCGGGGGCAUCUGGGCUUGGAGUAACCUCGACACGUUUGAGAAGGCGGUCAAGGACCAAGUCAACCACAUGAUCAACAAGGAUUACUCUACCUCGGAAGUGAUCACCAAGACGAUCGACGCCAUGCAGCACGACCUCCGCUGCUGCGGAGUGGACGGCCCCCAGGACUGGGCCAACGCCAAGAUGAACCAGAAGACGGACGUCUCGAUCCCAGGCAUCCAGGAAAUCGGCAUCCGGACGAUGCUGGGUGCCUACAGUGUCCCCAAGUCGUGUUGCGUGGAAAUGGAGGAGAGCACCUGCGAGGCCGUGCGGCACUUUGAGGGCGUUGCCAGCAUCGUCCACGGCAUUCAUUCUCAGGGCUGUGGUACAGCGCUGUGGAACGGCCUAUACAAUAACCUCGUGCUCGUCUGCGCCAUUGGUCUCGCCAUCGCCGUGUUGCAGAUCCUCGGACUGAUCUUCACGAUAGUAUUGUGCUGCGCCGUCCGAAGUGAUGGGGGUGCCAGUUUCAAGGCUUGAGCAACUGCACGCUCCUUCCUUUCUGUCUGCUUUGGCCCGUAUCCGUCAGAUCUCCAGUGGUACGGGCAUCCCUAGGUUGGCUGUCUCUUUCAACUGGGGAGAGCUAGGGAAAGUUGGGGAAUUUUAGGGGAUUUCUGUUUGGGGUGGGGGGGGGGGGGGGAGGGGAACCUUCAGGGUUUUUGUGAAAUUUGGGAUGAAGGGAUAUGGGGAAAUCCUGGAAUGAGGAACGUGGGGUCUCCGAAGUAGGUACGCUCGUGAACAAGGAAAAGGCUUUGGGGAUGAAGGCACACAGUACUCAUUUUUAGUUCCUUGCUUCGGAGAAAAGUAUGCGGAAUUAAUAUCUCGUUCGAAUCUCUGGGGAUAUUAGGAGGUAACCGCAACAUAUGUUUUGGGUCAAGGAGCCUAUGUAUGGAAUGUGUGUUCUCAGUGUGGAGUGCAAGUCGUCUGCUUCGUGCGCAGGGGUCGCGGUGUUGCCGGAACGGUGCCGAGUUCUGAUUGGUUUUGAUGGGAAGGAUAGUGGGUAGACCUCAAUGUUAGAUGCCUUGAGGUCUACCCACAACUUUUUUCAAUCAACCAAUAAGGGCUUGGUGUCCGGGUGUCAUUGCAACCCCUGCUCAAGAAGCAGACAAGUUAGCGCUCCGCAUAAGCCGAUUUUCCGACGUGUACUUGUUAUGUGCGGGCUAAACCGCUUGGUUCGCAGUGCUGUGCAUAUGGCACUGUUUAAAGUUGAAUACGUGCGGAGCAGUGUAUGCCAUGAUCUGAAGAAGGCUGCGCUUGAACGCCGCUUGACUCUUCUAGAUGGCGUCUAGAGUGCCAAGUGAUGACUGCUCGUGGAGUGCUUCGAAAGCUCGCAACAGUGCGCCUGAAUGUUUGGUCGCAGCGGCACUAUAGCUUACCCAAAGGGAGGGUGCCACAAGUUAGGGGGGACAGUUUUGAGGAAGCACAACUGUGAACUGCCAGUGGAAUAUGCCGGGAAAGGGUUGUAAAAAAAAGAUUGUGUUGCCUUCAUUUGUCGACUGCCAGUAUGUAUUCUGUUUUUUGAGUCAAUGUGCAGUGUGAUGUUUCAUAUGACCAUACCAAAAUCCACCACACAGACACGCACACUUGUCCUUAUCUCCUGUGCGAACGUCCCUUGUAGUGGCGGUGUGACCGACGCCUUUCGAGCCAUGCUUGUCGCUUAUUUUUUCAGCGUCGAAAACUAGGAUAGGAUAUUCACUUUGCAGCGAAGUGAUGCGUAAACAAAGAGCGAUGUAUUAACGUAAAUUGCUGGUUGUUGAUGCCGGUUGUUUGUGCAGUUUCAGACUCUUGCUUGGGAAGGGACUUUGCGCUGCCUUUUUGGAAGCCUUUCUAAAGUUUGGCGUUUGCUCCGUAACACUCUGCCAUUACUUGCUCGGGGAACGCCUGCCAACCGAGCGUUUUAUAAAGUCGAGACGAUCGUUUACCGAGGCUGCACGAACAAAGGCCUUUUUGGGCCAACACAAAAACCCCCGUGGCAAAGUAAGCUGUUUCUUUAUUGGAAAGCCUGCUCUAUUUUGUACAACAGAUGUUGCGUGACAUUCAUGGUGCACAUAUUUUUCAAUGCUGAGGCGGCGUUUGCUCAAGCUACGAAGGGGAAGGCGGGAAGUCUCGCGCACCAAGUUUGCGAAGCACAAAAAAGCAUAGCCGCCAGCUGAUGUCAAUAAUGUUGUAGUUCCAUUUAAAGGUCGUUGUUGGUGACGUUGAAGUGCAUUCGAGUUCGUGGUCGUGCAGCAACCGCCGCGACACUUGAUUAUCGUGACACUUUGGCACGUGUGUCCGUUACAUUUGUUUUUACGGUCUUGCCGUUGCAUCAUUCAUUUGUAAAGAGGAGCUUGAGUAACUUCAUCCUUUUUUUUUUUUUUUCGUUAUUCAUAAAUGUUGCUAAUAUAUCCACAGUUGUUUCAGUGAGGGAUCUUUCUCGCGUGUCGGAAAGUCUUGUCAGUCAUGUUGAUCAAUUGUUUGUUUUUUCGUUUUCUUUUUUUUUUUUAGUUGGCAAUUUUUCAACUUUUGACAGCGGUAGUACUCACUCAUGGAGACUAAUGUAUUAUUGAUCACUGUCACCAUUCUUUCUUUUUUCCACCGCAUAAAAUUUAUUGCUCUGUAUGACUGCAAGUACAAUAAAGAUUCCAUUUAAUCUACCACGACAUGGAACCUCAAA